CACCAGUAUCAUCUGACGAUCCUUCUGGCACCUACUAUGAAGAACAUAAAGAGUUUUAUCAAAGUCACAGAUAUACUUCUCACUGUGGUAUAGAUCAAUCCUGGUAUCGCUAGGCGACUCUCAAGAAGCACAACACAACAUGAUGGCCCGUCCACUGGCACCGGACCUUCCUUCGGGUUCGGGAGACCAACUUCAAUCCAGAAGUCUAAGAAGGUCGGUAACUCGUUUACCGGUAACGACUCGAUCUUCAAAAGACCUUGCUCCUGGGGAACCAAUACGACACCAUUCAACAAAUCCGGAUCUUCGCCACGUGCCUAAGAGCGAGACGACUUCAGGUCGCACGGUAACCAACUCUCGCCUGCCGUCCAGAUAUGUCCCGCCAAGGGUUGUACAGGCGCAACCUUCAUCAGGCACCCCAUCAAUCCAAGCUGCUCCCAGUAAAGCUCAUUCUGCAGACCGCCGAUCUAUACGCCCGCCGUUUCUGACCACAAAGACACCAUCUUUAGCAUCAGGCUCGACUAUAUCAGUACCGGACAGUCCACGUUCGGCGUUGAGGAGGAAGCCUUCUAUCAUCAACCAAUAUGCUCUUCGUGUCAAAACUGAUCCAGAAAGUAUGCAAGAACAUCAGGACCUGGUUGAUACGGUGCACAAAGUGCAGUAUGAUGAUGAUGACCCCUUCCCAGGAGCCAUAUUUGGCAUGACUCUUCCAUCCACAUCUGGACUCACGAAACUCAAGAGUCUCAGUCAUAUGACUAAGUCAGAUGCCACUCCGGUCGACCCAAGAGCGGACACGAAGGCCUUGCAUCAGACUAUGGACAAUCAAGCACCUUUCUCGGAUGUGGCCUCUAGCAGAAACUCGGGCUCGCCCUUCAGCCACCAGUCCACACCAACUUCCGCCUCCUCACAUUCAUCGUUAGCUACAUCGGCUCUGGGAUCUGCACGUCACAGAGAUAGCUUGGAUCUAGCUCGUAUCGCUGCGAAGACGCAGGCACGAAAAGAGAACAAGGCUUCGACUACAAAUGCCAGCUCCUCCUUGCGAAAAGAAACGAUGAGGCCAAGCGCUUCCGACUUGAGAGAUCAUUCCAAGGGCGACCGAGGAUCUUCCAGACAGAGGCCAACAUUCUUGAAUCCUUUCUCAGCCAAGGCUGCAUCUACUGGCAACACCGAUAGCUCUGUUGCUACGAAAGCUGUAACUCGUAGGACACCUCGAGGAGUACCGAUCGAUGGUAUUCCGCCAGAAUUUGCGCAUCUCAAUGUAGAUCCACCACAAAAUCAAUCGACCAGGAGUCUUAUUCCUCCGAGACGACCUAGUAGGGAUGGCAUCGAUGGUCCGGGACUCUCAUUGGAUGUUCCAGUAGUUCAAAGUAACCUCUCACAUGUUACAAGAGUGUCUUCUCGAGGACCGAAUGAUGCAACGCCAGACUCACCACCCCAAAGCCCAAGACGGACUUUCGGCUUCUCCAACCGCAGCUCCUCUCGACAAAGCAACAAAUCACAAACAUACCCAACCACACCUAGGACGCCUGUGGACAGAUCUGAAAUGGGUACUCCCCUAAGUAGGAAAGAUUCCCUGAUGCUUGGAACAAGCCCAAACGCUUCGAGUUCUCCUAGGAUAGGUCUUCUAUCGAGUCGUUACAGAGACUCGCCCACUCAUCCGAUCGUCUCUGAGAAACCAAAGAAAGGGCCCGCAGCGGGUACGGGCCAUGAAGGCUAUGGUAAAUUUGGUUUUAGAGGAAGGGGAAGUAGUAUCUUCGGUCGAACCAGUCGCUCUUCCAGCAAAGAUAGCUCGACAAGCCACAAAGGGCUAUCGUUCUUGAGUCGGAAAAAAGGUAUGACAGAAGAUCACGAAGACGGCAUUGAUCAAUUUCUGGAAGAGAGGAGAGAACCGAUAAUCCUUCGUGGUAAGGGAAGAGGCUCAAAUGCCGACGAACAAGAGCUUCCUCGCCUUGUAAACCCAGGACGAGACAUCGAAGUCGGCAGUAAAGAUCACUCUUCAAUCUCCCCGAGGACUGCGCCCGUGGCUUAUUCCGCCAAACCUCCACUUCCCGAGCUGGCAUAUGAGGGCAAGGAAGGACAUUGGCUCGGGACCUCUGCAGCAAACAAAAGUCCGACACUGAUACAGCGCUUCAAGUCCAAGAUCACCAACCAAAGCUCGCGUGAUGAGCUUGGGAAGCAGUCGUCGAAAUCAUUACAUUUUGGCUCAAUCGAUCAGGCUACCGACCUCGAACUCACCGACAUAGAGAAAAUCUUCAGCGGUGGAAGCCGCUCUUCUCACAGCUCGAAAGACUCGGAUACGGAUUCGAAGAGUGAGAAACAUCUUGUGCCCUAUAGUCGGAGACACGAAGGUCUUCUACCCAGUCCGUUGGAUGCACGAAACUUGAAGAGAACGUCUGUAGGCUCUCCAGUCCUUCUCCAAGCGAAAACCAUAACUCAAGUCAAGGCUCCUCAGCUUGUGAACAUUCCAAAGCCGCCUGGAUCACCCCGACAAGGAGACGUUCCUCAAGUAAGACUACGGUCUGUUGGUAGAAUACCGGAAGUGGUGCGAAACCAGAUCCAGUCUCCUCUCGAAAGCACUUCCGUCCUUGAGAACCUUUUGGACCACAACGUGAAGGACGGUCAAUUUACUUCCAUCACCGACGAUGCAGGCGAGUUUCUUGCGUUCCCACCAAGGAAGGACUCAGAGCUAUCUUAUACAAGUAGCUCUGGCCUUGGAAGUCCUCACAUCACAAGAUCUUCGUUCGUAGGUGAAGACGAAGUUUGGAAUGAGUAUGACAAUCUGCUAGAUGAAGUAUUGCCCCAAAAAGUCAGGGCGUCAACUACAUCGUCUCUUGGCGCGCCGUUCCAAUAUGGAGAUAUGGUCGAUCACAAGCCUAUAGGGCACAACGCAGAGGGCGCACUUCGUCGUACUUCAAAGUCUAGGGCUAGCAAAAGAGGCUCGGAUUUUGAUACAAGCCGUCCAAGCACUACUUUUUCGAUCUCAGACUACCUUGUAGAUCGAGAGGACGCCAAAUCGGAAGCUCCAGUAUCACCAAGCAAGAUUGGAAGCUCUCAAGUUGGGCCUACGCUUUGGAGUCCAAAAAGUCCGCGAAAGUCGUUCUUUCCGAAGCAGAAAAUACCAGUCGACACAUCCGCCUCGGCAGAGUUGAGAUUCGCGGCGCUCAUGACAAGCAAAUGGCUAUCUUUCGGGCGACUUCUAUUCAGUCCCGCGCAUGAGGAAGCGAUGACUAGCAACCAUACUCGUAUCCUGAUCGUCGAUGGCCUCGGGAAAGAGUGGUCCUACAAUUGCGCUUUGACUUACCCAAAGUGCCAGUUCUACAAUCUUGGUCCUGAGCCGAACUCAUCGUCCUGGGAAACACUUUCGAAUCACCAUCAUGUCACCCACCCAUCUGUUUCUGCAUCUUUCCCCUUUCCCAACAACUACUUUUCGGCAGUGGUUUUCCGCUUCCCCAUCGCCGCAGCGGAUGAUGCAUACCAAGCAUGCUUUAACGAAAUCAAACGCACACUAAGACCUUCAGGGUACCUCGAGAUGUCUGUUCUAGAUCUGGAUUUUGUGAAUAUGGGUCACAUAGCACGGAAGACUGUACGCGAUUUGAAGAUUCGCAUCCAUCAACAAGACAGCCAAAUCAGUCUCUGGAACCACGGUGAUGCCUUCCUAACACUACUCGGAAAGCGUGAGUUUGAGAACCUCAGAAAAUGUGUCGUUGGCAUCCCUGUAGCUGGACGCAUACGAAGAAGCCACGAUAGCGGAAGUUCGAGCUCCGGCAGUCAACGAAAAAGAACUUCAGAACAACCAGAACCUGAGUACCUCCGCUUUACAGAGUGGAUGCAGAGCAGUAAUAAUAAGAACAACGAAGAAGACGAACAUCAUGAACGACGCAAUGACGAAGAUAUUACGAAGACGGUGGCAAAGAUAGGACGCUGGUGGUACUCUUCCUGCUACCCUGACCCUGGUCAGUCGACGGCAGGAGGACUCUGGGACACACCCGGUCUACUCCGCGAAUGCGAGCGACAGAGGACGAGUUUCAGACUGUUGUUUUGCUACGCACAGAAACCUGUUUGUGUAAAGCGACGUACCGCUAGCGUCUGAACCGUACGGUGGGAUGGGCAAAAGCAACAAGGAUCUGAUUUGAUGGACGAAUAAAUGACAAAACAUAGGGUUAGCAUAUACGCAUACGAUACAUAUUUUAUGGAGAGAGAUUUAUAAUUGAG
Molecule: messenger RNA, 4209 nt
Organism: Aureobasidium subglaciale EXF-2481
Lineage: Eukaryota; Fungi; Ascomycota; Dothideomycetes; Dothideales; Saccotheciaceae
Exons: 1
Coding region: 143-4087 (1314 amino acids)
Source: RefSeq, a predicted model, not a curated record